Molecule: messenger RNA, 1179 nt
Organism: Fimicolochytrium jonesii
Lineage: Eukaryota; Fungi; Chytridiomycota; Chytridiomycetes; Spizellomycetales; Powellomycetaceae
Exons: 2
Coding region: 1-1179 (392 amino acids)
Source: RefSeq, a predicted model, not a curated record
AUGCGUGUCUACCUUGUUGGCGAAGCGGGCUGGGCGCAUUUGGUUCGCAACCAGCUGUUCGUCCGGAUCCACUACGGUAAACUGUCGCCAGGGGCACAAACACUUCUUGGGCCGCUUGUUCUGCCGGAGGCCCAUCCCGGCGGUACCCUGGUGGAUGCCUCCUCCUUCACUCCGCAGGAGAAGACGACGGUGGGAAAGGCACUCGAGCGGAUGGGAUUACCAUGGCCAAAGAAGCAGAGGACCGAACCGCUCUUCCAGUUCGUGUUUUUGAACAUACUGGAGCAUUUCUUUGGGGACGAUAUUGGCGUGACGGAGGAAAACAAGGUGCCGUACGCGUGCAUGCCAGGGCACAGGCUGUGCAUCCCCGACAUCGCCGUCAAUUGCCGCGGUGCUGCCCUGGACAGCGGCAUAACCUUGGACGGCGAGGAGAAAUACGUCCCUGCUACUGCGAUCAGGGAGUGUAAGGGGGAUAUCGACCCUGCGGACGCCGAGCCUCAGUUGGCCAUGUACCUGGGAGGUCAUGCAGUAGUGCUGAUGACUGCCGGUGUGCCCGCCAAUCAGGUCCGUGUUGUUGGGUUUGCUUUGGCCAGUUGGCAAGUCGUUUUCGCAGCUGUGACGCUGCGGCCAAACCCCAACAAUCCCGCCGCCACACAACUCGUUUACACCCGAGUAUUGGACUUCGGCAGAUUAGAUCUCGAAAGUCCGUGGCAAGCGAACGCCGUUGCGCGUCUGCUGGUGGGCCUGGCUCGUUCGGGAAAAGAGCUAGACGAUAAACUCAAGAAGCAUGGUGCAUUCUUGUUCCGUGCCGCGACAAAUCAUUUCGACAACGAUGAUGAUGGACCGGACGACGGCGAGCACACCUCACCGUUGGCAGAGCCACGGCGUCACCACAUUGGCAGUGACGCGACUCUGGACGCGACUAUCUCUUCGUCGCCCUCUCAGGAGCAGCGGUCGAAGCAUGCCGAGGUGUUGGAGUGGGUGGGCAACGUUGGAGUGGCGCUACCCGUGCCAAGGUCUCGUAUCAUACUCGCCCGCAGUCGCACCGAUGGCGCUCCGGCGGCACUCUCUGGAGAGAGUGCCGGACAGUCCAACGCACACGACAGUCCAAUGCACUUUUCCAGAAGUCGCCGGCCUGCCCGCACACCUGAAGAAGUACGGAAAUUGAUGGCAGGUCGUUGA